Physcomitrium patens is the source of this 908-nucleotide messenger RNA. Its product is annotated as large ribosomal subunit protein eL37z. The record is from RefSeq and is a predicted model, not a curated record. Lineage: Eukaryota; Viridiplantae; Streptophyta; Bryopsida; Funariales; Funariaceae. Gene Ontology annotation, biological process: translation. Gene Ontology annotation, molecular function: RNA binding; structural constituent of ribosome. Gene Ontology annotation, cellular component: cytosolic large ribosomal subunit; ribosome.
GGUGGGUUCAUUGAGAACCGCAUCGGGAACCACAUCGGGUACCUCAUCGGGAACCAGUUUGUUGUCAACGUCGGAGGGCAUAAACCCUAGACCUUCACAUUCUGACGUCCUUUCCCAAAGUAGCUCUCGCAUUGUUCUCACAGCCGCCUUCCAACAUGACGAAGGGAACGGGUAGUUUCGGUAAGCGCCGAAACAAAUCGCACACACUUUGUCGGCGAUGUGGGCGUCGGAGCUUUCACAUUCAGAAGAGCCGGUGCUCAGCAUGUGCCUACCCCGCUGCAAGAGUCCGAAGCUAUAACUGGAGCGUGAAGGCUAUUAGGAGAAAGACAACUGGAACGGGACGCAUGCGUCACCUUCGCCAUCUUCCCCGCAGGUUCUCUAACAAUUUCAGAGAGGGAACCCAGGCCGCUCCCAAGAAGGCGCCCGCUUCAUCCUAGAUCGAAAAUAGAGUCCUACAGUGCAGUACUUCGUGUGGGACGUGCACUUGUGUGGUUCCUUCAUUGUCUAUUCUGGGAUGAGCUUUUUGAGAAAGUGAAUGACGGUCCAUUAUUUUAUUAUCUGAGAAUCAUCGUAUCUUGUAUGUGUCAAAAUAAUGCGUGCUUUAUUUCCCUCUUGGAAAGUUUCUGUCGUUGCCAUUUCUCUUGUGUCCUGUGACUCGAAUAGAUUGAUGUUAAUCAGGCACUGAAGCGGCCCUACUUGUCCACAUUAAUACUCCUAGUUAUGGGGGUAACGCACUCCGUAGCCUUGUGAAGACCGAUGCAUGGUUGAAGGAAGUUUGGAUAUGAAUUUGAAUAGGUAAACCUCAUUUGUUUUUAGUGUUGACAGUUCGUAGUUAGUGGACGUCCCGAGAAGAAGGGAUGAAAGUGUCGUUUCGUACCUCAGUAGUAAAGACCCUGAUUUCCUGUGCA